Molecule: messenger RNA, 957 nt
Organism: Acanthosepion pharaonis
Lineage: Eukaryota; Metazoa; Mollusca; Cephalopoda; Sepiida; Sepiidae
Source: the annotation of a GenBank genome assembly
AUGCGCAAAUAUGAUUUUUUCUUCGAUCUUGUAGGUUGUUCAAAGCUAUCUAUCUCAGAAUGUUCAUAUCUAACACAGACUGUUCAUAUCCAUCCAUCUAUCUAUCUAUCUCAGCAUAGUCUAUCUAUCUAUCUAUCUAUCUAUCUCAGUAUAGUCUAUCUAUCUAUUUAUCUAUCUAUGUAUAGUCCAUCUAUCUAUCUAUCUAUCUAUCUAUCUAUCUAUGUGACGUCCCUCAACACAGCCUUCGCUCGCUCCUCGCUGCUUCGUUCGGGUGUCGCCGCUCCAAACCUCUCAUCCCCCAAUAUCACCUGGGAUCUAUCAAUGCCAAUUAUCAAGUGGGGUAGCGAAACACAGUCGACCGUCGCCUCGAAAAAAGUUCCAUUCUUAAGUCUCGCCUCUCUUUUCCUUUCUUUCCUUCUUCUUUUUCUUUUCUUUUCUUUUGGGCUGGUAAAUGAUGUCACAUCUAUCUAUCUAUCUAUCUAUCUAUCUAUCUAUUCCUAUCUAACUAUCUAUCUAUCUAUCUAUCUAUUUAUCUAUCUAUGUAUCACAAAUUGUUCAUAUCUAUCUCAGUAUAGUCCUAUCUAUCAAUCUAUCACAAAUUGUUCAUUAUCUAUCUAUCUAUCUAUCUAUCUAUCUAUCUAUCUAUCUCAGUAUAGUCCUAUCUAUCUAUCUAUCUAUCUAUCUAUCACAAAUUGUUCAUUAUCUAUCUAUCUCAGUAUAGUCCUAUCUAUCAAUCUAUCUAUCAUAAAUUGUUUAUUAUCUAUCCAUCUAUCUAUCUAUCUAUCUCAGUAUAGUCCUAUGUACAUAUCUAUCUAUCUAUCUAUCUAUCUAUCUAUCUAUCUAUCUAUCUGUCUUAUAGUCCUAUCUAUCUAUUUCAGUAUAAUCCUAUCUAUCUAUCUAUCUAUCUAUCUAUCUAUCUAUCUAUCUAUUUAUCUAUCUAUCUGUUCAGGGUGGUGA